AUGUCUGGAUCGACGCCUUACGCGGUUCGUUCGCCGACGCAGUCGAACCAAUACCCACCACCGUAUUCACCAACUCACCCGAACCGCCCUUUUUUCGUCCACGAGCCGUUCCAGAUACCUCCUCAACACCUCAUCCAAACUCCGCCUCCAUUUCCUCCUGCGUCGCUGGUCCAUAGCCCGCAUCACACCCGGCCCACGUUGGCAUCACCCUUGCCUUCGGCGAGCGCCCUACCACCGCCGCCACCACCUCCUCCUCUUCCUCCCUCGAUAGGCGCAGGACCGCAGUAUCAACCUCUGACAUCAAGUCCACCGUUUGCGCUUCAGAGAUCGUACUCUGGACAUCUGGUUCAUCCCAGUAUGCCGUCAGCAUACGAUGUCAAUCCUUCGCACGCGCAUCCAGCUGGGCCCCCGAGUUCGGCGCUGCAGUCUCCUUUGAGGGAUCACCAUAGCCUCACCAAUGGAAGACCUGGAGACAUUUCUUCUUCAGAUUCGCGGCCGCAGUCGAAAGAUAAGCCUGACAGAGCGAGCAACCCAAUGUCCUUUGCGAGCAUUCUUGGUCCUUCAAACAAUGAGCCCUCCCCUAAAAUGGCUGAAGCAAAGCUGCCGCCAGCGCGACCAGCGACACCGCCGCCACCACCACCGUCAGCGCCGGCGCCAGUGCCGAUAUCAUUGCCCGUGGUAGAAAGCAAGAUUGUGCCUGAAAAAGUACCUGCGACGAAAAUGCUAGAUCUUAGUCCAGGUCAGCCUUUGGGGAAUGGCCACACCAAAUCACAAUCGAAGGCGGAAGCAGUAGUCCCUCCUAAGAAAUACCUUGCUCCACCACGGCCACGAAAGAUACUCACAGAGGGGGAGGCCGACAAGAUACUGAAGGCCCUUGCCGUUAUUGAUGAGACUGUUUUCAGUGACGCCGAGGAUGCGGCUUGGUCCGAAUACAAGGAACGGUACAAACAGAGAAGCAGGAAGAGAGCUGCAGAUGUCUACGAAGGUGAACAGCACAAGCGGAAGCGUCGUCGCGGCUAUCUUUUAGAAUCUUUCAUCCGGUCCAUGGACAAACAAGCACUCAUUGCCACACAACGCUUCCGUGAACGCUUUGAGCCUGUCGCCGCCAAAGAAAUUGCAGACAAAGAUCACCAGAGCGAAAAGGAGAGAAAGAAAGAUAUGCAGCGCAAACGCCGUCGUGAACAGCAGAUUCGCAACGAGAAGGAGAGACUUGAGGAGCUCGAACAGCGCGCUCGAGAGGCCGAAGAUCAAGAAGAGGCGCAGAAGUAUCUGAGACAAGCAGAGAAAUCCCAGGCCCGCAUCAAACAAACCACCGAAUUGCUCGAGGGUGUUCCCCCUCAAGAAGACAUGGAAGUCCCAGCACCAGCCCCCAACUACGAAGGUGGUGUUACCUCGUCCUUCCAGCUCGCCACGCCCGAACCUGGAGAACCUCCCAAGAAGCGAAGCAAGAAGGACCCCGGUGCUCCCUCCGCUCGUUUGAAGAAGUCCAAGGAAAAGAAGCAAGCCGAGAAAGAUGCAGCAGAGGCGGCUUACGCGGCAAUGGAAAAAGAUGCCUUGAUCCAGAUUGCACCCAAGGAAGAAUCAACUCCCGCUCCAUCAGGAAAGUCCAAAAAGUCCAAAGUCCAAGAACCCCCCGCCAGCCCUCCACCCCAGACAGUCAACUAUGAAUCGAAAGGGUACAUUCAAAUCUACGAGCAAAUCUGGAGAGACUUGGCCAGGAAAGAUAUUCCCAAAGUAUAUCGCAUCAAGCAAGUAUCUCUUGCUACCAGAAGCGAAAAUCUCCGCAAAACUGCCAUCCUCGCGAGCAAACAAGCGCGCAAAUGGCAGGAACGCACCAACAAGAGUAUGAAGGAUACACAAGCACGAGCGAAACGUGUCAUGCGGGAGAUGAUGUCCUUCUGGAAACGCAAUGAGCGAGAAGAGCGAGAUCUACGCCGUCUGGCCGAGAGGAAGGAGAUUGAAGACGCAAAGAAAGCUGAGGCGGAUCGUGAGGCCAACAGACAGAAGCGAAAGCUCAACUUCCUUAUCUCGCAAACCGAGAUCUACUCACACUUCAUCGGGCGAAAGAUCAAAACCGACGAAAUCGAAAGAGCUACAGACGAUGCCGAAGUUGCCGGGGCUGUGGAGAAGAGGGUACCUGCCGCAGAUCGGGACCGUGGGAUGGACGACUUGUCACUGUCUAAUGAGCACGGAAAUCACAAGGUCACAAACUUUGAAGACCUCGAUUUCGACGCCGAGGACGAGUCGGAGCUGAGAAAAGCCGCGGCGGCCAACGCUGCAAGCGCAUUGCAAGAUGCACAGGACAAAGCCCGCAACUUCAACGCGCAAGACCCGAUGGAUGCCUUUGAUUCGAGUGAGAUGAACUUCCAGAACCCCACCAUGGCUGGCGAUGUCCAGGUCUCCCAGCCCAAGAUGUUACAAGCGCAACUCAAGGAGUACCAGCUCAAGGGCCUCAAUUGGCUAGUUAACCUUUAUGAGCAAGGUAUCAACGGCAUCCUGGCAGACGAGAUGGGUCUCGGCAAAACCGUGCAAUCCAUCUCGGUCAUGGGCUACCUUGCAGAACAGCACAACAUCUGGGGACCGUUCUUGGUCAUUGCUCCCGCCUCGACGCUACACAACUGGCAACAAGAAAUUACCAGAUUUGUGCCGGCCAUCAAGGUUCUUCCAUAUUGGGGCAGUGCAAAAGACCGCAAGAUUCUGCGAAAGUUCUGGGACCGGAAGCACAUUACCUACACGAAAGACUCCGAGUUCCAUGUUCUCGUUACUUCAUAUCAACUUGUCGUUCAAGAUGCUCAAUAUUUCCAGAAGAUCAGAUGGCAGUACAUGAUUCUGGACGAGGCGCAAGCAAUCAAGUCGUCGAGCAGUUCGAGAUGGAAGACACUGCUCGCUUUCCAGUGCCGCAACCGACUUUUGCUGACCGGCACGCCUAUACAGAAUAACAUGCAGGAGUUGUGGGCUCUACUCCACUUCAUCAUGCCCACGCUGUUCGACUCUCAUGACGAGUUCAGCGACUGGUUCUCCAAGGAUAUUGAAAGUCACGCGCAGAGCAAUACCAAACUGAACCAGGACCAACUCAAGCGUCUGCAUAUGAUUCUCAAGCCGUUCAUGUUGCGACGUGUCAAGGCCCACGUGCAGAAGGAACUUGGCGACAAGGUUGAGAAGGAUGUCUUCUGCGAGCUCACCUACCGACAACGAGCAUACUAUUCGAAUUUGCGUAGCAAGAUCAGCAUCAUGGACCUUAUCGAGAAGGCGGCGCUGGGCGGCGAUGAAGAUACUGCCACACUGAUGAACUUGGUCAUGCAGUUCCGCAAAGUUUGCAACCACCCGGAUUUGUUCGAACGAGCAGACACGACGUCCCCCUUCUCGAUGUCGUAUUAUGCCGAGACUGCCUCAUUCGUCCGUGAGGGGUCAUUUGUGCAGGUUGGCUAUUCAGUUCGCAACCAGAUUCAAUACUAUCUGCCUCGAGUGCUUUGUAAUGAUGUCGGAAGAAUUGACGUUGCUGGACCUGGCAAUCCGUACGCUGGGUUCCGACGCGCUGGCUUCAAGACCAAGGGACUUGGGGGCUUGUUGAGGAUCUGGACUCCUGAGCACAUCAAAAACUCGGCGGAGGAAGACGGGGCUUUCUCAUUCCUGCGAUUUGUCGACACCUCGGCCGGCGAAGCCUCAUUUCAUGGCGAAUCGGGACUUUUUGAGCGUGCGAUAAAGCUCAAGAAACAGCACGGACGGGGCUUACACAUCUUCCAAGAUUCCGAAGACGGACCCGACGGGCCGCCAGUCCAUGCCAUGUUCAACAUUGUAGAAAACCAACCGCGUCGGGCACUGAUGGAACUGGACCCCAACUCGAACCUCGCACGACUUUGCAAUGUCUCCACGGAUACCCUUGCAGAACAUGGAGUCUCAGUGCUCGAGCCAGCGGCCCGGCCAAAAGCGUUGGCUCCACCGAUUGAGAUCAGCUGCUUCGAUCAAUCCUCCAUCUCUGAGCGACAGUUGACCUUUUUCAACAUGGAUAUCCGCAGCACUCUGUACCCACUGGAAGCUUCACUCGAGGAGAAGUUGCUUGAGCGUGACGUGGAUCCUGCCAAUUUCCCCAUCUCCAACAUGCUCCCGGCGCCGGAAUCUGCGAAGGCCAGGUACACCAACAUCUCGGUGCCAUCGAUGCGGCGAUUUGUUACAGAUUCGGGCAAGCUGGCGAAACUGGAUCAGCUACUCCGAGAACUCAAGAUGGGCGGCCACCGUGUGCUCUUGUACUUCCAGAUGACGCGUAUGAUUGAUUUGAUGGAAGAAUACCUUACGUACCGCAACUACAAGUAUUGUCGACUGGAUGGUAGUACCAAACUGGAAGACCGGCGAGAUACGGUGCACGACUUCCAAACGCGGCCCGAGAUCUUCAUCUUCCUGUUGUCGACACGUGCUGGUGGUCUCGGUAUCAAUCUGACCUCUGCCGACACCGUCAUCUUCUACGACUCAGACUGGAAUCCCACGAUCGACUCGCAAGCCAUGGACCGAGCGCAUCGACUUGGUCAGACGAAGCAGGUUACUGUCUAUCGACUCAUCACUCGAGGCACGAUCGAAGAACGAAUCCGCAAGCGGGCGAUGCAGAAAGAGGAAGUCCAACGUGUCGUCAUCACCGGCGGAGACGGGGCUGGUGUGGACUUCAAUACUCGUGAUCGACGUGAAAAUAGGACCAAGGAUAUUGCCAUGUGGCUUGCCGACGACGACCAAGCGGCUCUUAUUGAGCAAAAAGAGAAGGAGAUUGCCGAGAAACCUGACGAAGAGAACACGAAGAAGCGAAGCAAGAAGGCAGCAGCAGCCGCCGCUUCACGCAAGCGAAAGGGCGAGAUGAGUUUGGAUGACAUGUAUCAUGAGGGCGAAGGACAUUUCGAAGAUGCUUCGGCGAAACCAUCCGGCGCAGCAACGCCAGUAAGUGCGCCCGAGACGACGGCUGGACCAAAGCGCGGGCCGCGUGGUGGACGCGGUGUGAGCAAGAAAGCCAAAACGGCCAAACAGAGACUUGCAAUUGUCGAUGCUGAAGGGGAUCUGGAACUCAAACGCUCAUUCUCCCUUCUGGGCAUGGUGGGAUUCAGCUUUUCCAUCGUGACCUGCUGGACCGCCCUGGGAGGUACUUUGAUCGUGGGCAUCGUCGCUGGCGGUCCUCCCGUCAUGGUCUGGUCGUGGGUGGGCAUUUGUCUGCUCUCCCUGACCGUCGCCUAUUCGUUUGCCGAAAUGUGCUCUGCCUAUCCCACUGCUGGCGGCCAGUACAGCUGGGUGGCUAUCCUCGCUCCGCCCAAAUACGCCCGUGGUGCCGCUUUUGUCACGGGGUGGUUCAUGUGUACGGGCAUCGUGGCCAUGGGCGCUGUCAACAACUUUCUCGGCGCAAACUUCAUCCUUGGAAUGGCCAAUCUUAACAAUCCAUCCUACACCAUCGAGCGUUGGCAUACCGUGCUGGUAACCUACCUGAUAGCAACACUCGCCGCCCUCUCGAACGUCUACCUCUCGCGCUGGCUCAAUCAGAUCUCUACCUUUGCCGUGGCGUGGAACAUUCUCAGCUUUUUUGUCGUCAUCAUCACCAUCCUGGCCGCCAACGAUCACAAACAGUCUGCCAGCUUUGUGUUUUCCGAUUUUCAGAACCAGACCGGUUUCUCGUCGGGCGGAAUGGCUGUCAUGAUUGGUCUUUUACAGACAUUGUUUGGCAUGUGCUGCUACGAUGCUCCUAGCCACAUGAUCGAGGAAAUGCUCAACCCGGCAAAAGAAGCACCCCAAGCCAUCAUCCUCUCAGUAUAUCUAGGUGCUGUGACCGGGUUCGUGUUCCUGAUUUCGGCCUUCUUCUGUAUUGGCGAUCUCGACGCUACGGCAACAACACCGACAGGGGUGCCGCUGAUCCAAAUCUUCUUCGACAGCACAGGCAGCACUGGAGGGGCGACAGCACUCGCCUCCAUGAUCACCGUCAUCAUGCUCAUCUGCUCCAACUCGCUGAUGGCUGAGGGGUCGCGGGCACUCUGGGCAUUUUCACGCGACCACGGCCUGCCCUUUAGCAAGCUGUGGGCCCGCGUGAACAAGAGGUCCCAAGUCCCUGUGUACAGCGUGCUGCUGUGUGGUGUGCUGCAAGCUGGGCUGAACAGCAUCUACUACGCCUCCUUCGAAGGGUUCUCGACCGUCAUCUCCAUCGCAACCUUUGGCUUCUACCUCUCGUACGCAGCGCCGCUGUUCGUGCGGCUGUGGUCACUCGUCACACGCGCCAACCCGGCCGCGACCACCAUCCGCGGCGGCGUCUACACCCUCGGCCGAUGGUCGCCCUACAUGAACCUAGCGGGCCUGCUGUUCCUGGUCUUUGCGGGCAUCGACUUCAACUUCCCCCAGGUCGGCCCCGUCACCGCCAGCAACAUGAACUACUGCAGCGCGGCCUUUGGCGUCAUCGGCCUCGUCAGCGUCGUCACCUGGCUCUUUGACGGGCGCAAGAACUUUACGGGACCCCAGACCCCGGGCAUUGUCAAUGCCAUUGACGCCGCCGCCGUCGCCGGUGGAGGUGACGACGACAAGGGAUUGACACCUGACAGGGUGGUGGCUGGCGACGUUGAUGCGAAGGACAAAAAGGAUGAGAAGCACGCCAUGACGAAUUCGCUCGGUGGGGAAAGCAAUGAAACGGUGCCCGUCGACGAUGUGGGCAAGAUCGCAUAA
Fonsecaea nubica is the source of this 6675-nucleotide messenger RNA. RefSeq lists its product as hypothetical. The coding region runs from base 1 to 6675 and encodes 2224 amino acids. Gene Ontology annotation, cellular component: Ino80 complex; membrane; nucleus. Gene Ontology annotation, biological process: chromatin remodeling; DNA-templated transcription; transmembrane transport. Gene Ontology annotation, molecular function: histone binding; DNA binding; ATP hydrolysis activity. NCBI's taxonomy places the organism in Eukaryota, Fungi, Ascomycota, Eurotiomycetes, Chaetothyriales, Herpotrichiellaceae. The record is from RefSeq and is a predicted model, not a curated record. The transcript has 8 exons.